Anisakis simplex (herring worm) is the source of this 1167-nucleotide messenger RNA. Lineage: Eukaryota; Metazoa; Nematoda; Chromadorea; Rhabditida; Anisakidae. The record is from the annotation of a GenBank genome assembly.
AUGUCGAAGAGCGAAUUCAUGAAAGAGAUAUCGCUAAUGAAGACACUCGGCUAUCACGAACGAUUGGUCAACAUGCUUGCUUGCAUCACCGAUUCUGAACCGUAUUGUCUCGUGGUUGAGUACUGCUCUGAUGGUGACCUGUUGCAGUUCCUUAGAGAUCGUUGCAAGUAUAUGCUUAAGCUAACUGAUAUGGGAAUUGAUUACGAUAAUCCGAUGUCAGAUGCUGACUUUGACGUGGAUAUGAUUAUAACACUGAAACAAUUGCUUAUGUUUGCUGUUCAAAUCAGUUAUGGAUUAGUGAGUUUUGCAUUCGAUGAUCUCANCGUCAAACGUCAAAAAGGUUUCGUUCACCGGGACGUGGCAGCCAGAAACGUUUUGGUUCAUGAUAAAACAAACGCGAAGAUCGGUGAUUUUGGUCUGUGUCGUUACAUCUACGCACAGAGUGCCAACUAUAAGGGGAAAGGUGGUCGUUUACCGGUCAAAUGGAUGAGUCCCGAGGCGAUAAAAUAUUACGAAUUCACAACCAAAUCCGAUGUCUGGUCCUUUGGAAUACUGAUGUUCGAAAUUAUUACACUCGGAGGAUCGCCUUACCCCGGAAUUCAACCGGAUGAUAUGAUGGAACAUCUGGAUGCUGGUGAGCGAAUGGAGAAACCGGAUAACUGCCCUGACGAUUUCUAUGAGCUAAUGAAAUGGUGUUGGGCAAAGGAACCGGCAAAGCGACCUGAAUUUGGUACUAUUCGUCAGCGAUUAGCCGCUCAGCUGGAAGAGGUCACCGAUGAGUAUUCCUACCUGAAAUUGGAUUCUCAACGCGAUUAUUAUAAUGUGCCAUACGGAGGUGUUACUACGCGCGAGCAAGAAACCACGUCUGGCGAUGACAAAUCAGCGUUGAAGGAGUUAAACGAAUCUGAGCUGGCGACUCUGGAAGACAUUCCGCUGUCACCGUCAUCCUCAGCCACAACGCUAGACCCUGCAAUGAAGAGUGAUGGUGACGUCUGCACAUGCCCUCACCCACAACAACAGCAACAACCAUCAGAAUCCGAACAGAAUCCUGCCGCACUAUCACUAUCAUCAUAUAUCAGUCAAGAUGCAAAUCACAGUCCCUCUCAUUGUCAGGGUGAACCAACCAACCAAAAGUGUCAUAUAAAUCGUGCAUUCGUACUGCGUUAA